AUGACAGACCAAACCACCAGCACCAUCGUAUCUUCUCAAGCUCUGCCGUCACCACAGCCGCUCAUCCCAAACCUCCCAGAUGACAUCUCACUCCAUAUCCUGGCCAAAAUUCCCUGCUCUGACCACCCAUAUCUCUCCUUAGUGUCGAAAUCAUGGCACUCUACUAUAACCUCCCCCGCACUUUUUAACACCCGAUCUGCACUCGGCACCAUUCAGACUUCCCUUUAUCUCAAUCUCCGCAUUAACUCCUCCUUCCACUGGUAUUCCCUGAAACCCAAAAAUAAAAACCUUAUCCUUCUCCCUUCCAUCCCUACCGAUCUGGGCUGCCAGCCAAUUGGGUCUUCCUUCUGCGUCCUAGGCCCAAAAAUCUACAUUAUCGGCGGCUCCAUUCAUGAUAUUCCGUCGAAUAAUGUGUGGGUUUAUGACUGUCGAUUCAAUAAGUGGGCAGUGGGUCCCAAGAUGCGGGUUGCCAGGGAAUUCGCCGCCGCUGGCACAUGGAAUGGUAAAACUUAUGUUAUGGGAGGGUGUGUUGUUGACAACUGGGCCCGUUCGAUGAACUGGGCUGAGGUUUUUGACCCAAAAAUUGAGUCUUGGGACCGGGUGCCAAGCCCAAUUGAGGUGAGGGACAAGUGGAUGCACGCGAGCGCCGUGAUUGGGAGUAGGAUUUAUGCGAUGGCUGAUAGGGGUGGGGUAGUGUACAAUGCCGAGUCCGGGCAGUGGGGGAAUGUUUCAAAGAGACUUGACUUGGGAUGGAGGGGUCGAGCCACUGUGGUGGGUAAUGUCUUGUAUUGCUAUGAUUAUUUGGGUAAAAUCCGAGGGUAUGAUGUGGAGAAGGAUGUCUGGAAGGAGUUGAAGGGGGUCGAAAAGGAGUUGCCCAAGUUUUUGUGUGGUGCAACAAUGGUGAAUUUGGAUGAGAAGUUGUGCGUGGUGUGGGAAGGGAAAGGGAGCGGAAAGGAGGUGGAGAUUAUGUGUGCAGAGAUUGAGGUAAAGAAGGAUGCAGACGGCGGUUUGAGAGGGACUAUUUUGUGUGAUUGCAUAUUUGAAUAUCAGACUGUAUGUAGAACUUACAGAUGUGGUACAAUGAUGCUGGAUUUCUGCUGGUGGUGGUGGUGUUAG
Messenger RNA from Fraxinus pennsylvanica, 1116 nucleotides. NCBI's taxonomy places the organism in Eukaryota, Viridiplantae, Streptophyta, Magnoliopsida, Lamiales, Oleaceae. The record is from the annotation of a GenBank genome assembly.